Scomber japonicus (chub mackerel) is the source of this 2955-nucleotide messenger RNA. Its product is annotated as vitamin D3 receptor A. Gene Ontology annotation, cellular component: nucleus. The transcript is spliced from 9 exons. Bases 517 to 1779 code for a protein of 420 amino acids. The record is from RefSeq and is a predicted model, not a curated record. Lineage: Eukaryota; Metazoa; Chordata; Actinopteri; Scombriformes; Scombridae. Gene Ontology annotation, biological process: negative regulation of transcription by RNA polymerase II; cell differentiation; positive regulation of transcription by RNA polymerase II. Gene Ontology annotation, molecular function: zinc ion binding; nuclear receptor activity; vitamin D response element binding.
GACAGCUUGUGCUAUAUUUGUGGAGUUUGCCCUCAUCCUGCUGACCCCAAUUAUCAGGUUAACCAUUUACCUUCAGGUUUCACCUCCAUGGCCCUUUGCCCCUUUCACCCCCUCCACCCCCCCGACCCACCCCACACUAUCCAUGUCAGCAGUGACAUAGCUACAGGCGACAUGAGCUUUCGCCACACAGAACAUGGAAGCUUCUGGUGAGAGUGGGGGAGAGAGAGCGGAAGGGAAAUAAAAGGAAAUUAUUUGUAUUGUGGGAGUAGCAGGGAGGAAAUAGUCAAGGUGUAAAGGAAGAAGGCAAAGCGUGGGAGCGCAGGGAGUAUCAGUAAAUACAGGGAUCAUCGGAAACAGCUCGAGACUUAAACCCAGAGGAGAGAGAAAAGGUAGAGGAAGAGCGUGAAGUGGGAUUUAUACCUUUGGACCCAACACUAUUUUUACUGGAGGAGUGUUGACUGUACACUACUGUACUGGGAGGAAAAAAUGGAAGGAGCUCUCAUAGUACUAUAAGUGAUGGAGCCCAUGACGGUGACGACGUCGGUGGUCGGACCGGACGAGUUCGACCGCAACGCCCCGCGGAUCUGUGGCGUGUGCGGCGACAAGGCCACCGGCUUCCACUUCAACGCCAUGACCUGCGAGGGCUGCAAGGGGUUCUUCAGGCGCAGUAUGAAGCGUAAAGCCUCCUUCACCUGCCCAUUUAACGGAAGCUGCACCAUCACCAAGGACAACCGGCGUCACUGCCAGGCCUGUCGUCUCAAACGCUGCAUUGACAUCGGCAUGAUGAAAGAGUUCAUCCUGACAGAUGAGGAGGUUCAGAGAAAGAAAGAAAUGAUAUUGAAGAGGAAGGAGGAGGAGGCAGCCAGGGAGGCGAUGAGGCCGCGGCUGAAUGAUGAGCAGGCUCGCAUCAUCUCCAGCCUGGUGGAAGCUCACCACAAGACCUACGAUGCCUCCUAUUCUGACUUCUCUCGCUUCAGGCCUCCAGUGCGUGAAGGCCCAGUAACACGCAGUGCCAGCAGAGCCGCCUCCCUUCACUCUUUGUCUGAUGCCUCCUCUGACUCAUUCAACCACUCACCUGAGUCGGUGGACACCAAGAUGAACUUCAGCAACCUGUUAAUGAUGUACCAGGAUGGCGCUAGUAGUCCAGACUCUAGUGAGGAGGACACAAAGCUUUCCAUGCUGCCCCACCUGGCUGACUUGGUUUCCUACAGCAUUCAGAAAGUCAUAGGCUUUGCCAAGAUGAUCCCCGGCUUCAGAGAGCUGACAGCAGAAGAUCAGAUCGCCCUGCUCAAGUCGAGCGCCAUCGAGAUCAUCAUGCUGCGUUCCAACCAGUCGUUCAGUCUGGAGGACAUGUCCUGGAGCUGCGGAGGACCUGACUUCAAAUACUGCAUCAAUGACGUUACGAAGGCUGGUCACACUUUGGAGCUGCUGGAGCCACUGGUGAAGUUCCAGGUUGGUCUCAAGAAACUCAACCUGCACGAGGAAGAACACGUACUGCUCAUGGCCAUCUGCCUGCUCUCCCCAGAUCGUCCCGGCGUCCAAGACCACGCCCGCAUCGAGCAGCUUCAGGACCGUCUGUCGGAGGCGCUGCAGGCCUACAUCCGAGUCAACCAUCCGGGCGGACGCCUCCUCUACGCCAAGAUGAUCCAGAAGCUGGCCGACCUGCGCAGCCUGAACGAGGAGCACUCCAAGCAGUACCGCUCGCUCUCCUUCCAGCCGGAGCACAGCAUGCAGCUCACCCCGCUGGUUUUGGAAGUGUUCGGCAGCGAGGUGUCAUAGCAGAGACGGAGGCGCGUGUGCAUACAUACACACACUCAACACACACAAGAUGAUUAACCAACCCGUACCGCCUUUCCCCCCCAGAAAACCCCCGGCCUUGAUACAACCCUGGACAUGUGGGAGAAAGAUGGAUUAUGAAAUAGCUAGACAGUUCACCUCUUUGUCAUCUGCCAUACUCCUUCUCUUCCUCCUCACCUCCAAGCAGCAAGAGUCAGAUGCCUGGACCUCUGGAUUUAUGGAUAUGACACCUGAAUAUGCUGUGGAUUUCUGCGGCACUUGGAUAACAAGAUAUAUAUAUAUUUUGACCGCUGGAUUUGCAAACACAGUAGCGUGUUACAUUUCAUUAUAUCACGCAGAUAUCCUGACUCAUUGACAUCUGGAACGGGCGGAUCUCUCCACAUCCACAAACUCCUCAUCACCACCUUACCGGGCAUCACUGCUAGAUUCCUUACAUUGUUUUCCCAGCGUGACGGACGGAUGUGACAGCCACAUCCCUUUUUUAUGAUCGUCCUUAUUACAUUGCUCCAUGUUCACAUCAUUGCAACGUCAGAUUGGAAUAGAUACACAGAUUUACAGUUAUUAACAAUGCUGGCACUUGUGAGGUACAGCUACUUCAUUAGUGUUAAAUAGCUAUAAGCUAUUGUUGAUUUUACAGUUUGUUGACAGCAAAGAUAUCCAAAUAUAUUUAACAUCAACAUGGCUAAGCUUACAAUAAUGUAAUUGAAAUACUUGGCCUACUGGUUUAAAAGUACUUCAUUAAGAUCAGAGUCUAGCAGGUGUGUUCUCCUGCUUAGCUCUCUGUAUCUGUAUGAUCAAGGAGAGGUGUCAGAUGGUUAGCUGAAGUGAGGAAAGCAAGUUUAAAGUAGGAAACGUUUCAGUAUGGGAAUGGUGGGAAGAAAUACCUCUGGAGUGAGAAAAGGAGGUUGGAUGGAUGGAGAGAGUUGCUACAGUUGAAAUUCCUUAUUUGUUCACAUGACAAAAGGGUAUUUCAUGAAUCAAGAAUGUAUGUAUAAUGCUAUAUGAAUAUUAAAUGAUACGUAUAAGCUGAUAUAUAUAUACAUAUAUAUAUACACACACACACACAUUUAUAUAUAUAUAUAUAUUUAAGAGAGCGAAACAUGGUUGCUUCCAUGGAAGCAAAUAGUUCUGAGUGUUGUAUAAUGUAGAGGAUUUGAA